Ophidiomyces ophidiicola is the source of this 282-nucleotide messenger RNA. RefSeq lists its product as uncharacterized. The record is from RefSeq and is a predicted model, not a curated record. The transcript has a single exon. The coding region runs from base 1 to 282 and encodes 93 amino acids. NCBI's taxonomy places the organism in Eukaryota, Fungi, Ascomycota, Eurotiomycetes, Onygenales, Onygenaceae.
AUGGAUCUUUCGGAAGACUGGGGAGGCGAAAACUUGAACCUCGACGGUAAUAAAGAUUCUGAUUGGGCGCAGAACUAUAUUGAGGUUCUGAAAGACAAUGGGGUUGAGGAUAUGUGGAUCCUGAUAGACCCUAACCCGUCUCCUAGACGAGAGCUCUGGAAGAAAUGUGUGCAGAGCAAGCAAAGGCGUAUGGGGUGGAAAUAUUCACCUGAGAUAUAUGCUACACGGUUCCGAAAGUUUGGGUCUAAGAAUCCGCGGUUACGAAAUAGACCAGGAUUAUAG